This is a messenger RNA of Pocillopora damicornis (cauliflower coral), 1437 nucleotides long. RefSeq names its product galactosylceramide sulfotransferase. Gene Ontology annotation, cellular component: membrane. Gene Ontology annotation, molecular function: galactosylceramide sulfotransferase activity. The record is from RefSeq and is a predicted model, not a curated record. Gene Ontology annotation, biological process: glycolipid biosynthetic process. NCBI's taxonomy places the organism in Eukaryota, Metazoa, Cnidaria, Anthozoa, Scleractinia, Pocilloporidae.
AUGACGCGGAAACUCUUGGUUCGCGUGGCCUUUCUUCUUGUGUCCGCUGUCUUCAUUUAUUUAACGAGGAGAUUGAACGUGAACUAUACGGCUUUCUCCUCUGAUGAAACAGUUAGAAUUUCCUAUGAAGACAUGAGGGAAACUGUGAAUACAAUCGACAGCGUUUCUACCCAUGUAGAUCCUAGCCCUCUUUCCACACGAAGCUGUUCGCCACAGCAUCACAUCUUUUUUCUUAAGACGCACAAGACUGGCUCUAGUACGAUGGCAAAUAUUUUUUUUCGUUAUGGCGACUUCAGAAAUCUCGCUUUCGUUCUCCCAAGGUAUAUACUGUUUGAAUGGCCUCAAAGAUUUCAAACUUCCCUCGCCGCUCCCCUUCAAACGAGAAGGCCGAACAUUUUAUGUAGCCACACAAGAUUUAACAAGAAACCAAUCAACUGGAUUUUUCCAAAAGAUUCCAGCAAGUACAUAACCAUUCUCAGAAAUCCAGUGGAUAAUUUUGAAUCGGCCUUCAGGUACAUGAAACUUGGGGAGAUGUUUGGCUUUGGAAACCAUCCAAACUCUUUACAAAAGUUCCUUGAAAAUGGGGUCUCAUUUGCCAACAUGCUUAAAAGGCAUAAUCCCCUCGUAAAUCUUAUAAGAAAUCCUCUCAUGUUUGAUUUGGGUUUGAGUUUUAAGUAUUACCAGAAUUUUACCGCUAUAAACAAGUAUAUUCAGAUUCUAGACAAAGAGUUUGACUUGGUGAUGAUAGCGGACUAUUUUGAUGAAUCAUUGGUGCUGAUGAAACGACUGCUCUGUUGGGAAAUGCAUGACAUUUUGUAUGUAAAGCUCAACGCUAGAGUAGAUAAUGAAACGGGAACAAUACUGACCGAGGACGUUAGGGAAAAUAUCAAAAGAUGGAACAAAGCGGACGUUUUGCUAUUUGAGCAUUUUAAUAAAUCAUUCUGGGAGAAAGUAAAGAACGAAGGAGAAAGUUUUAACGAAGAGCUGGCCGCCUUUCGUCAAAAGAACACUGCUAUGAAACAAGCUUGUAUAGAAAAUAAACCGCACUUUCAAACAAUUUAUGAGGGAAAGUUAGCGAAAGGUCACUCAAUUAGAGAAAAACUGCCCCGAAAAUUGCGAAUGUUUUGUGAAAAGUUAAUUAAAAGCGAAGAAUACUACCUAAAGAACUUGAGAGAAAAGUCUCAGCAUCAGAGAACGCCGUCUAGUUCGAUAGAUCUGCCUCAAAAUUACAAUGAACACGAGGAAGAAGACAAAAAGAGCUGGGAUACAACAAAAGAACUUUCCUACUUUCCUGUUCUGACAUUAAAUCACGACACUCGUGAGACGUCACCGUGGCGGCGUGUAGGAAAUCUGUGGAUAAAACGGGGGCAUAGAGCGGAAAGGAUGAGAAAAAGGCGGUAUAAAGCAAGACGACGGACGAAAAGGAGUUCUAGUUAA